UUCUUUUUUCUUCUUCUUUUUAGCCUGUUGAACGACAUUGACCUAAGAGUACCAUGAAAAGUCACAAAUACCCCCAAAUCUAUAAAUCAAAGCGUGUCAUGCUUACCUUUGAAGAUAAGACAGUUUAGUAAAUUCAACAAAUCACAGAUCAAGAGCGUUCCCCCUCCAAACUCCCAAAACUCUCCAAAUCUUCCUUCCCCCUUUUGGGCGUUUCCCGGCGACUUCAAAACCACACUCUUUGAGUCUCCACACCCACACAAAACUCGCACACACACACAUUAACCCUUCAACUUCUACACACACUCACACACUAACUCGGAAGCCCUUCCUUUCACUUCUGAUUAGAUGACUUAGACACUAUAAUGCGGAAAUUGAACGGUUACAAUGGCGGCAACGGCGUUGGCGCCGGCGGUGCGAACGGCGGCGGAGUAGCCAGAAACGGCGGAGUUUCGUCGGAUCACAACACUAAUAGCUACCAGCACCAUGUUUCGAUUGGGAUUCGCUCCAGUGGUGCUUCGCAGAAGCAGCAAUCGCGAUACGGCCACCAUCAUCAUAAUCACCACCACCGACGGUUAAUUAGAGUCCGCAAGAUCUCCAUCGUCACCGCGCUGCUUGUCUUCCUAGUUGUUGCUUUCGUUGGUUCCAUCUCUGCUUUUAUUUACCUAUCUUCCAAAGAUAAAGAUAUACAUAGUAGUCAUACAGAAGAUGAUGAGUUAGGAAAUUACACCGAUUUUCUUGUAAAUGUUACACGGACGAAUAAAAACAAAGAUGUUAAAUUUGGACAUGGAUCAGUUAAACAUGGUCGUGACUCGCGGUAUUGGGAUGGGGAUGAUAGAAGAAGAGAUGAAGAUUAUCAUGAAGGGGACUUAGAUGGGGCUCGGGAUUCUGUAGAUGAUAGUGUGAGGGAGAAAGCAAAAAAGGGUGAUAAGAAAGCUUAUUCUGGUGAAUCUAAUAAAGAUGUAAGCCAUAGAGGCCAGGGAUUGUAUAAUGAGGCAGGGCGGAAUGAAUUAAAGAUGUAUGAGGCUGAGUAUGAGUCAUCUUUAGAUGAAAUUAAUCAUGUUAACCAGCAGGGUAGUGUGAAUGAGGAUCCCGAUGAUGAUACUAGGGAAAAUGCUGAUAAGAUGGUAGAUCCUAAUGACGAGUAUGAUGAUGGCAUUGACAUACAAGAUGUCCGAUCCGAAGAUGAUGAUGAUGAUGAAGUAGGUCACAUUAAUAGGGAUCAUUCUGGUUCCGUAGCAUCUGAUGAUCUGGAUGGUAGAGAUUUGUCUGAAUUACAUGGUUCUGGAAUCAGACGCCCAAAUGAAGAGAUUGAUGAAAUGUCCAGUGAUUUUUCAGACAAGGAAUCACAUUCGAGUCCUAAGAGUGCAAGCAAAGUUUCUAGCUCUUCAAAACAUGCAAGUUUGAAUGGUGGUCAAUCUUCUAAAAAGUCUGCCUCUGAAAAGAGGUCUGGUUCCAAAAAGAAAGCAAAGCGCCAUUCCUGUGAGAUGAAACUUUUGAAUGCUACGGCACUUCUGGUGGAACCUUUAGAAAGUCGAAAAUUCUCAAGGUUUUCCUUGCAGUAUACUGAGGCAGAAGAGAAACCCAAUAAUGAUGAAAUGUGGGAACCAAGAUUUGCUGGACAUCAGAGUCUUGAAGAACGGGAAGAAUCUUUUAUUGCACAUGAUCAGAAAAUAAAUUGUGGCUUUGUUAAAGGUCCACCUGAAUAUCCUAGUACAGGUUUUGAUCUGGCAGAAGAUGAUGCUAAAUUUAUGAGCAGUUGCCACAUUGCUGUAUUGUCGUGCAUAUUUGGAAACUCAGAUCGUUUAAGAACGCCGGCUGCAAAAACGGUUUCUCGUCUAUCAAGGAAAAACGUCUGUUUUGUUAUGUUCGUUGAUGAAAUCACUCUAAGAACACUUACAUCCGAGGGACAAAUGAUGGAUAGAAUGGGCUUCAUUGGAUUGUGGAAAGUUGUUUUGGUGAAGAAUCUACCUUACACUGACAUGAGGAGAGUCGGAAAGGUUCCAAAGUUCUUGUCUCAUCGACUUUUCCCUUCAGCUAGGUAUUCUAUCUGGUUAGACAGCAAGUUACGCCUACAGCUUGACCCAUUUCUGAUCUUGGAGUAUUUCUUGUGGAGGAAAGGUCAUGAAUAUGCUAUCUCGAAUCAUUAUGACCGCCACUGUUUGUGGGAAGAAGUUGCCCAAAAUAAAAAGCUGAACAAGUACAACCAUACCGUUAUAGAUCAACAAUUUGAAUUCUAUCAACAUGAUGGAAUAAAACGGUUUAAUGCAUCGGACCCGAAUAAACUUCUCCCAAGCAAUGUACCAGAAGGGUCUUUUAUUGUCAGAGCGCACACACCAAUGUCGAACUUGUUUUCUUGUCUUUGGUUUAAUGAGGUUGAUCGAUUCACUCCUCGUGAUCAACUGAGUUUCGCAUACACCUAUUACAAAUUGAGGAAGACAAAUCCAGAGAAACCUUUUUAUUUGAACAUGUUUAAGGACUGUGAGAGACGAAAGAUAGCCAAACUGUUCCGCCACAGGUCAGAAGAGAAGAGAAAUAUGUUGCAGCAUGAGAUAGAAUAGUUGCUGGAAAGUUGAUUUUCCUGUGACGGAUUUGCAUAUCUUUAUUGUGAGUCUGCUUUAUUGGAAUCAUUGGUUCGAUUCUUCUAGCGUAUAUGUUGUAAAAAGAUGUUCAUUCAGUUUCCUCAGAAAUUCUUUUUUUCUGUAUUUCCACUGAUUGAUGUGUUUGGAUGCGAAGUCCACACAUCAAAGACACACCAGAGAGAGGAGAAGGCAGGUUAGUUUUCAAAAGUAUCUUUCACCUGAAAAUAGAAAUAACAAAUCAAGAAUCGUAGGUACUGUUUGAUUCAUUUUUUUGUACCAUAGCUACAUGAAGAAGCCAUCCCAUACCUCUUGUAACAGUAUUAUCAUUACUAUAGUUAAUAGAGAAGUACACACACUUGAUGAGCGGGUUCAAUUUUACAUUUAUGAUAGGGGAUUGUGAAGUGUUCAGGUCAUUUAAAAUCUGUAUGAGGGAUGUAUUAAAGUUCAUUCAUUCCAUGAAAGUAUUAAAGUUCAUUCAUUCCCUGAAAGUAGCUUUUAACACUUUGUUUAGACCUGGUAAGCUUUCAGAAAUAUGUGUUGUCUUCUUUCUGUGUUCCUUUUUGUGUUUUUAAUUAUUAAAGUAGAUCAUUGUAUUUGAUCGUUUUAGCCUUACAAGACGUGAGACAUUUUGUGCUCUCACAGAUGCAUUGAUUGUUAUCACGAGUUGCUUGUCUGUUAGAGGGUGUGCGAUAUUGGUAGUUUGAUCUCCAACGGGCAUAGACAUGGUUGACCUCAAAAAUGGUUUCAACCCGAGGGUUUGUAAGUAGAAGAUGCACUGGGAUUUGAUUUGUCUCUGAUUUUUUUCCAUACAAUGUGCUCGAGGCAUUGCCUACCUUUACUUUUCUGUUACAGAUCUGUUAGUUAGGUUUCUUGUUUCGAACAUUUUGUUUUUGUUCUAGUAAUUUAGGGAGCUGCAUGCUUGGAAAAGGGACAUUGGUAAUGGAAUAAGGGUAAGCAAGUUUUCAUUUGGGACAUGAGAAAUUGG
This is a messenger RNA of Oldenlandia corymbosa var. corymbosa, 3564 nucleotides long. The record is from the annotation of a GenBank genome assembly. NCBI's taxonomy places the organism in Eukaryota, Viridiplantae, Streptophyta, Magnoliopsida, Gentianales, Rubiaceae.